CACGGCUAGUAUUCGCUGCUGUUCAGUUGAUCAAGCUGGCACUAUUGGCGAUUAUAUUGAUACUACUUUCAAAAUAAGAUGGCCAAGCGCAAGCCCUGGUGUAGGAAAUCCGCUCGCAUACGUCGAGAGCGCCACCGUCGAGCUCUCAUUCGCGGACGUUGAAACCAUGGAGUCCCUUCCUUGGGAGGCAUUUCGAGACGUUGUCGAUCCGCCGCACAUGCUCUCUCUUCGUAUCGAGUCGUCAGGGCGACAGGGCGAGGUCUACGAGGCCGCGAAGAGGAUUUUGUGCUCUGUCUUGCACCGCACACAGCUGACCUGGGCCCUCGAGUCGGGAAAACUGCAGUUCGGUCCCUCUUACAAGCCUAUCACAAGCGCAUGACAUCUUGUCUGUACCGGCGGAGCAAUCCAUCGACGGCACCACGAUAACUCUCGAUAUCGUCGAACAAGUCGAGUGGUUGCUGCGCGGUGCAAGGCGGGGUACUACGAGGGAGGACUAUUUGCGUCAGCUUGUAGCUGCGCAAGCCGACGAAGCAUCCACGGUCGCGAGCUGUCAGACGGUGCCGUCCGCAGAGCAAGCCCAGGUUGCGGUGACCGGGUGAAUUCGAGACAUGACCGAGGCAGAUGGGUAGAGAGACGAUGGGGACGAGCGAGCGAGCGAGCGGCGAGGCAGACGAUGAGAGCGCCAGAGCGGAGAGCUAGGGCAAGUUGGAAUAUGGCGCGUUUAGGUCGAAGCGGACUCAAGAUGGCUUGAGGUGCAGAAGAGAGAAAGUUGGCCCGCAUUCUACGAUAGGUAUGCGGGAGGAGUUGCAAAGAAAUGCAAAGGCUGGAAGGGCAGGAAGUG
Messenger RNA from Phanerochaete carnosa HHB-10118-sp, 841 nucleotides. RefSeq lists its product as uncharacterized. The transcript has a single exon. The coding region runs from base 167 to 379 and encodes 70 amino acids. Lineage: Eukaryota; Fungi; Basidiomycota; Agaricomycetes; Polyporales; Phanerochaetaceae. The record is from RefSeq and is a predicted model, not a curated record.